AUGUUUUUGUGGGUGUUUCACGGGCCGUUCGGUCGAGAAGACCGAUAUCAGCUUGAGGCGGUAGCAGCAGAGGUUGUGGUCGACCCUGGUGGAUUGGUAUUCGUUUCUCUCCCAAUUGAUCUGUCAUCCACUUCAUAUUUCGCCAUCGCUUCCACCUCCUGUUCCGCCACCAGAGCUCUGUCUCCAAGAUAUCCCACCUCAUUCAUCGUUAUUAUCCCCUUUCCUGGUGUAGCCGUUGGUGAACCGGGGUUACACCAUAAUAGCCACAUUAAGGUUGCUGAUCUCAAACAUACCUAA
Lactuca virosa is the source of this 297-nucleotide messenger RNA. Lineage: Eukaryota; Viridiplantae; Streptophyta; Magnoliopsida; Asterales; Asteraceae. The record is from the annotation of a GenBank genome assembly.